Messenger RNA from Ictalurus punctatus (channel catfish), 4616 nucleotides. Its product is annotated as nck-associated protein 5-like. The transcript has 12 exons. NCBI's taxonomy places the organism in Eukaryota, Metazoa, Chordata, Actinopteri, Siluriformes, Ictaluridae. Gene Ontology annotation, biological process: microtubule depolymerization; microtubule bundle formation. The record is from RefSeq and is a predicted model, not a curated record. Bases 291 to 4217 code for a protein of 1308 amino acids. Gene Ontology annotation, cellular component: microtubule plus-end.
UACACACACACACACGCUGCAGCUGCUGCACGGCUCCUUUCUGGGUUAUGGACACGCGAGUGUGUGUGUUUAUUUUUUCAUUGGCGAGAGAGAGAGAGAGAGAGAGCAAGAGAGAGUGUGGCAUUCUGGGAAGGAAUGAGAGGAAAUGAGAGAGAGAGGAGGAUGAUGGAGGGAUAGAAGACGGAGAGAGAAGCAAUCCGUAUGUCUGAUUUUGGUCGAGGUGAGAAGACACAGUUUGAAGGCAAAGCUGCUGAAUUUUCUUUUCAUUCGAACCUGAGCCCCAGGUGGAGAUGUCGGGCGUGCCAGAUCUGAGAGAGUGUGAUGAGGUGGGUGUGUCGGUACAGGGUGACGCUGACGUGCUUUUGGAGGAAGAUGAGGAGGAGGAUGAAGAGGAGGAGGACGACACGGCGAGCAAUAAAGAGCUUUUAGAGAGACUCCGAGACCUGGAGGCGGAGAACACAUCACUAGCUCUGGCGAACGAGAGUCAGAGAGAGGCAUAUGAGCGGUGUUUAGAUGAGGUGGCGAAUCACGUAGUGCAGGCUCUGCUGAACCAGAAGGACCUGAGGGAGGAGUGUAUAAAACUGAAGAUGCGAGUGUUUGAUCUGGAGCGACAGAACCGAACUCUGACUGACUUCCUCACACACAAGCUGCACUUUUCUUCCUCACCUUUACAGCAGUUAUCGUCAGUAUCAUGUGCAGAUCACAGAUCAGAUCCAUCGCUAGUCAUCAGCGAGACGCCGGACGCCAUCACCUCUCAGGGGAAAGUGACGGACAAUGAUGAUUGUGCACAAAACAUCACAGAAAGCUCGACUCAAGCUUCAUCAUCAUCAUCCAUGGAGGCCAUGUCUCCAUUCCUCAAGAAGAAAGCACACAUCCUGGAGGUUCUUCGUAAGCUGGAGGAAUCGGAUCCCCUUAAGUUUCAUCCAUCUGCUUGCUAUCAUCAUCAUCAUCAUCAUCAUCCUCAUCCUCACACGCAGUUACCAGGAGAAGUGACUAGUAUGGUGAACCCGUGUCCACAUCAACACCAGUGUAGACAGUCCAGUUCAGAUUCGGAUCUUCACGAACACACUCAUGGUAACGCUGAAAGACAACAGGACAGUCAUGCAUCCUUAAACUCUGGAGGUUGUCCAUCAUGUCUUAUCCUGCAGCAGAGAUCAAGCUUGGAGCUGCUUAAGGGUAAUCAAGGACUCUGUGUGCCAUCAGGUUCUGGCAAAGAUGAUACAAAAGGACAAAUGUGGUCAGAAGAAUGUGGUGCUUCAGGACAGAGUACAGAAAAAAAACUAAGUAUAGACAAAACCAAUGAGCCUAGCUCAGAAGAUCCAAAGAAAGACUGCAAAAAAAGCCAAUCAAGCAAAAUAUCACCUACAAAGUCAAAAGGUACCAAUAAAUAUCACCAUGAUAAGAAAUCUGAAACUAUUCCAUCACCAAAAGGGGGGAAACUGAAGGAGUCUCUCACAUCAUCUGAGAAACAAGAACAUGAGAUUUGCAAUGGAGACUUCUCAGCGUCUAUAGAAACUACAGUCUCCAAGAAAGCAUCAAUUGGCUCGUAUUCUUCAGCCUCAUUGCCUGAGAGAAGUACUGCAGCAUUUUCACAGCAGCAGGUCGCAGAAAAAAAGUCUACGCAAAGUCCAGCGUCCUUGUUUGGUGAAUCCAAACCUUCAGCGUCAACACUCCUGAAGUUGCUCAAGAUACCUUCAGCAUCUGAGAACAUGGCAUCAACCAAUGCAUUUCGCUUGAGUACUCAACUGACACGAAACUCUAAAAUCCCAUGCAGGAAUAACUAUGAAAUGCAGACACGGAAUGCGACCGCAACAGAACAAACUUCCUGCUCUAAAACAGAUUCGUACCCUGGCACCCAUUCAGCCCCAACAUCGCCACCAAAUCCUGAGGAAACAUCAUCCAUUCCUAUCAAAGAUCCAGGGUUUAGUAGCCACUCUGCCCCUAAACCGAGCAAGGUUUCUAAAGCAGGUGCUCAGGUACCUCACUAUGAAAAUGUUGUUGGUCCUUCCACUUCCAAUUCCACUACAGCUACCAAAGACACCACAGAACUUUCUGAAAAGCAAAAAAUGAACUGGAGAGAUGAAAAGGUCCUCAAUCCACUUUCCUCAGAUUCAUCAACGAGCACAAGUGACUCAUCUUCCUCCUCAUCAGAUCAGGACACAGACACAGAAAGUCCAGUUUGGCAAAGACCUCAGAACCAUUUCAGCCUCCCAAACUCAUCAUCUUCUGUAAAUAAGGCCCAGAGGAUGAGCUACCCAAGUAUGAAAGAUGGAUAUCAUGAAAGAGGACCUCCGGUUGCACCUCCGAAAGGCGGAUCUUCUAGUGCGUCUCAGGUCGUGGUUAAAAGAAGAGACAGACAGCCAUCUAUGCAAGACAGAAGAGAAAUCAGCAGCAGCUACAGUGAGACGAGUUAUCACCCAUUCAAAGAACGUUUGGCGGUUCUUGGAAGACUGCAGAAUGUUGAAGAUAUGCAUCAACCUGGAGUAAAAAGGGGAGCACAGAGUAAUGUUAGCAGACCUGUUGCAUCCACUGGGAAAGGAGAAAGGAGCAAAACAGCAGAAAGACAAAUAGAGAGAAUCACAUUGGAACAGCGAAAACACACCGGUUCACUCGAAGGAAAAUCGUAUCCUAAAAAUAGCUUUGGCAAUUAUGCCAAGGUACACGCAUCAGCAGCAGCAGCAGAGAGGAAGUACAUCACAAAGCCAGACGGUCAAAAGACUAGAACAGGAAUGCCAUCAACAGCCUCAUGUGAAACCCUUGUAGUAAUGCGAAGCUAUGGGAAAUGUCCCAAUCCCCUGAACAAAACAGUACCAAGUCCCCAAAGCAGCCCUACCAGAGGACAAUCUAGGUCUCCAUCCAAGGCUGGAAAUGCUUCUUCUUAUCCUCGAGGAAUGAAACCAGUUCAGGAAGAACGUCUGAACCUUCAGAAGCAUCAGUCACCCAAACUCACAGCUGGGAAGAAAAAGACUUUUACACAUGUAGACACCUUCCCACCUCCCCUCCCAUCAAAAUCUGCACCUGACUCGGCGAAUUCUGUUCAAGAGAAGAAACUUUCUGUCUCCAUCGAGCAGAAGGUCAUGCGAGGAAUCCAGGAAAACAUGCUUAAACUGCAGGAACAAGAUCGAGGACAAGCUGUGGAAACAAAACAGAAAGCAUCCAACGGGAUUGCAAGUUGGUUUGGGUUGAAGAAAAGCAAGCUUCCUGCCCUUAGUCGCAAACCAGAAAUGUCCAAAAUCAAAUCGAAUACGUCUUCAUCGUCCACGUCCUCAGGAACCAAAGACAUCUCAGGGGCCAAAGGAGGAUCCAGGAAGGUAGUGGAAAGUUUAAAUAUCUCAAAGCUGAUGGAAAAGGCGGAGGAUUUACGGAAGGCUUUGGAGGAUGAAAGGGUGUACGUGAAAGGAGUCGGAAUUCCGCUUGAUCGUUCAGCAAGAGGACGCUCGUGUGAAGUUAUCGUGGACCAAACACAAGGUCAAUUAUCGCUGAUGUACACAGGUGUGACGGGUGACAGCUUCAUGCAGCAGCUGUUGAACAGGGUGGAUGACAGUGGAGCGUCCAGUUUUGGCAUCAUGCACAGGCGUCUUUCUUUCGACUCUAAAAGGUCACGUCCUGUUUUUGGCCAUCAGCAAAGCUGUGUCCGUCAAACCAGGAGCGGGGAGGAGAUCAAAUGUUCAGAAAUGACCCGAGGUGAUGACAUGACGUCUGAUGAGAGCCUGGCCGAGUCCGUCAGCUCGCAGCACUUUAAAGGCUCCAUGCGUACUCUGGACAGUGGGAUUGGGACGUUCCCACUUCCUGACUAUGCCAGCAAUGCUGCCGGAAAACUAAACCCUAAACUCCAAAGCUCGUCUGUUUCUCACCAAGCGGCGAUGAAACCUCGAAAAACACGAACCUUAGAAGGAGGACUAGCAUCUUUAGAUGAAGUGAACACUUCUGUACUCUACACUUCUCCACUAGAGGCCAAGGGAACAAGUGUGCAUCUGUCCAGCACCAUCCACGAAGACAUUGAUGUCUAUGGAGCUCAUUUUCAAGCCCCGCCCACUGCAAACUGGGCAUUUCCCAAACCAAGAGUAUCAGAAGCACAGACGGAACCACCAAGCCAGCAAACUCCAUCAAAGCGGGUGAGAAGAGAGAAAACACACUCAAACACUCCACUGUCUCAAGGUCAAACACACAAACACUCAAACACUCCACUGUCUCCAGGUCAAACACACAAACACUGAAACACUCCACUGUCUCCAGGUCAAACAAACACUCCACUGUCUCCAGGUCAAACAAACAUUCCACUGUCUCCAUGUCAAACACUCAAACACUCCACUGUCUCCAUGUCAAACACUCAAACACUCCACUGUCUCCAGCUCAAAAAUUCCACUGUCUCCAGGUCAAACACGCCACUGUCUCAAGGUCAGACACUGAGCAUGAGAUGUGUCACUAGUUCUGUAACUGAGCAUUGCUGUUAUUAAGAUUUUAUAACACGAUCAGUGAGCGCGUACUGUAAACAACACUGCAUUCCUUUCUCUAGCAGCUUUUUAUUAUUGCACUCCAUUUAAUUCUGUUUUAAUCUAAAACCUCCUCAUUCACUUCAUAAAGAGAUUUUAUUUCUCGGUACGGUUAAAUAUGCU